CGUCUGGAAGGUCACCGGCAACUAUUUAUCUCCUGGUGUGCCUUUCGUGGCGAUUCUAAAAUCCGAUGGCUUGCAAAAAGGCUCUCUACCGGACGGGCGAUGCGAUUUGCGACGAGGUGCUAGGAUUGCUGGAAAAGUACGCCAACGAAACGCUCGCGAAACGGGACAAGUUCCGUGUGGGCCUAUCAGGUGGCUCGUUGGCCGACAUCCUUUGCGAAGGUAUGGCCGACCUUCGGUCGGACUUUAGCAAGUGGCAAAUCUUUUUCUGCGACGAGCGCAUCGUGCCCGUGGCGGAUAAGGAAUCGACGUGGGGCAUCUUCAAGCGGCAGCUACUGACCACCUGCGAUAUCGUGCCCGAGAGUGCCUUCUUCCCGGUGAACUGCGCGCUGGAUGUAGAGGCGGCGGCCACCGAUUACGAGCAAACCAUUCGCCGGACGUUCGGCCUUAGCUCCCCCGAAGAGGUGCCGUCGUUCGAUCUGCUGAUUCUCGGCAUUGGGCCCGACGGCCACACGGUUUCGCUGUUCCCGGAGCACCCGCUGCUGCAGGAGAAAGCGCGACUGAUCGCACCGAUCGCCGACUCGCCGAAGCCACCACCGAAGCGAGUCACCAUGACGCUGCCCUUGAUCAACAACGCCAAGGUGUGUCUGUUCGGUGCGCAAGGCGGCGGAAAAGCGGAAAUCUUGAAGAGAAUCGUGGUCGAUCGAGACCGAUCGCUACCCGCAACGCUGGUGGAUCCCGUGAAGGGUCAGCUGAUUUUCGUGGCGUGCGACGCAGCAGCGGCCCUCAUCGAAGGAGAUCCACUCCGAGGAUGCUAACGCGCUCCGGACACGGAAGCCGCCGGUGCUUGAAGCAUCACAGCCCAGUGCCUUCGCCCGAGCAAGGGGCAGCUCGUUGAUUGUGUGGCUUUCGUUUCCUUGUUCCGGCCGAUCGCCGGUUUUUAUUCCAACUUACACAAUUUAAUAAAUUAAAACUGAUAUUAUACAUCUUAA
Molecule: messenger RNA, 989 nt
Organism: Anopheles bellator
Lineage: Eukaryota; Metazoa; Arthropoda; Insecta; Diptera; Culicidae
Product: probable 6-phosphogluconolactonase
Exons: 3
Coding region: 66-815 (249 amino acids)
Biological process (GO): carbohydrate metabolic process; pentose-phosphate shunt
Molecular function (GO): 6-phosphogluconolactonase activity
Source: RefSeq, a predicted model, not a curated record